AUGAGUUCCCUUCUCUCGAUCGCCUUGAUGGCCUUUCUCGCUGUCACCUCAACGGCGUCACCCCUAGCGGCGAACUCGAAACCGUCCACGACCGCCGCCUCGGUCCCCAUAUAUACACCCCUUACCCCAGCCGAGAUCAAGGCCCUGCAGACUGAGCUACUCCUCGCCCCCUCGUACAAGGACAAGGAGAAGGUCCUCUUCCCCCCCAACAACGGCGGCAGCGCCAACAACGUCUCCUUCCAGUUCGUCCCCAGCAACGGCCCAGCCCCCCAAGACGGCAGCGUCAUCGUCGGCAGCGUCGACUCCAUCCCAGGCCUGAUCGGCACCAACGUUGCCGCAGCCAUCGGCUUCAUCGGCCCCUGCGGCCUCAACGUCCCCCACCUCCACCCCCGCGGGAACGAGUUCCUGACCGUGGUCAGUGGCACCCUCAUCGGGGCCUUUCUCCUCGAGCCGGACGGGCCGUUCGUCGGGGACGUCCCCCAGGUCGCGAUGACGCUGAGCAACUACACCGGCAUGCUGUUCCCGCAGGGGCACACGCACUGGCAGUUCAACCCGACGUGCGAGCAGGCUGUGUUUUCGGCCGCGUUUGACAGCAAUGAUGAGGGACGGUUUCAGGUUGCCCAGACCUUUUUCUCGUCCAUGCCUGAUAAUGUGCUCACGGCGAGCUUGGGGAAUCCUACGUUUUUGGGACCGAAGCAGCUGGAUCAGCUGAGGGGGAUUAUCCCUAGUGCUUUUGUUGUCAUGGUGGAUAGUUGUGCCAAGGCUUGUGGGAUCAAGACUGCUUAG
This is a messenger RNA of Podospora pseudocomata, 786 nucleotides long. RefSeq lists its product as uncharacterized. Gene Ontology annotation, molecular function: manganese ion binding. The transcript has a single exon. Gene Ontology annotation, cellular component: cell wall. The record is from RefSeq and is a predicted model, not a curated record. NCBI's taxonomy places the organism in Eukaryota, Fungi, Ascomycota, Sordariomycetes, Sordariales, Podosporaceae. Bases 1 to 786 code for a protein of 261 amino acids.